AUCUUUUUGUAAAGACAUAAACUUUCCCCAUAACCAGAAUCGAUUCAUUUCCUCCAUUAAUGGCUACACCAACUGAAACCCAACAAAACCCUUCAUCAUUCCCACUCCAAGACCGAGUUGCCAUAGUUACCGGAGCCUCUCGCGGAAUCGGCCGAGCCAUCGCUCUCCAUCUAGCCUCACUCGGCGCCCGUCUCGUCAUCAAUUACAGCUCCAACUCAGCUCAAGCCGAACUCGUAGUCACCGAGAUCAACACCUCAUCAUCUUCUUCUUCGACGACCCCUCGAGCCGUCGCGGUCCAAGCCGACGUGUCCGAUCCCGACCAAGUCAAGUCCCUCUUCGAUUCGGCUGAGAAGUUCUUCAAUGUCCAACCUCAUAUUCUGGUCAAUUCCGCCGGAGUACUCGAUCCAAAAUACCCUUCCAUUUCCAACGCCUCCAUUGAAGACUUUGAUCUCACUUUCAGUGUGAAUACAAGAGGGGCGUUCUUGUGCCUAAGAGAGGCAGCAAAUAGGUUGAAGCGCGGAGGUGGGGGUCGGAUCAUAUCGUUAUCUUCGUCCAUGGUGGGGGGCCUGAAGCCGGGCUUUGGCACGUACGCAGCCUCUAAGGCGGCGGUGGAGACAAUGAUCAAGAUACUUGCAAAGGAGCUGAAGGGGACGGGGAUCACGGCAAACUGCGUGGCACCGGGGCCAAUCGCGACGGAGAUGUUCUUUUUGGGGAAGAGCGAGGAUGUUAUUAAGAAAUUGGUGGAUGAGUGUCCGAUGGGAAGGCUUGGAGAGGUCAAGGAUGUGGCGCCUGUGGUGGGAUUCUUGGCUGGUGAUGGGAGUGAGUGGGUUAAUGGGCAAGUGAUUCGUGCAAAUGGGGGAUAUGUUUAGGAUCAAAUCUCUUGAAAAGAUAGCAACUUUCUAAGAUUUUGAUGCCAUCGCAGGCUGCUCUGGUGGAACAACAUUCAACUGUGGAGGAUCAUCAUCAUCAUCAUCGUAUCAUAAUAAUAAGCAUAGGAUUCUAAACUCAAUGCCACUGACACUACUAGGAAAAUAUGAAAUAAAAUCAAUGGAGUUUGUUUAGUGUACAUGAUAAGCAAAUCAUAGGAAACUUUAUGAUUUUUUAUUGUCAAAUUGUACUUGCUUGGUUUUAGAAGAAAAGUGUAAAAGAAUGUUUGUACUUGGCGCUCGUUUAAGCUGUGGAUUAUGUUAUUUUUGGUA
Humulus lupulus (European hop) is the source of this 1199-nucleotide messenger RNA. RefSeq names its product NADPH-dependent aldehyde reductase-like protein, chloroplastic. Lineage: Eukaryota; Viridiplantae; Streptophyta; Magnoliopsida; Rosales; Cannabaceae. The coding region runs from base 60 to 869 and encodes 269 amino acids. Gene Ontology annotation, molecular function: oxidoreductase activity. The transcript has 2 exons. The record is from RefSeq and is a predicted model, not a curated record.